This is a messenger RNA of Scatophagus argus, 5931 nucleotides long. RefSeq names its product galectin-related protein-like. Gene Ontology annotation, molecular function: carbohydrate binding. The transcript has 5 exons. The record is from RefSeq and is a predicted model, not a curated record. Lineage: Eukaryota; Metazoa; Chordata; Actinopteri; Scatophagidae. The coding region runs from base 576 to 1121 and encodes 181 amino acids.
CCAUUCACUGAAAAGCAAUUAAUGCGCCAGGCUCACAGCGGGUCUAUUUUUAGCUCGCUGUGGCCUCAGAGGCCUACAUUAUUGUUUGAUCAUUCAAAAGUAUUGAACGCACACACUUUGGCCAAUUAGGGCAGACCCCACUGUGUGUGUCAGAUUAAAACUGAGCAGGUCUGGCGCUCACACACUCGCCAGCUAUUCAGUCUAACUUAUUUACUGGAUUGUUGAUCCAGUCUGGAAAUAAAAGGCCCAAAGAGCGCGUUGCCUAAUUGGGUGAAGGGCUGAGGAAAAUCUGUCUGAUUAGCCUUCUCCAACAGACGGGGAUUAAGCUUUUAGUCUGUAAUUAUUAUAAAGCAUACGUCAGCAGAUAUCCACCCAUUUCAGACAGACGGCGGAGCGGAGGGAUGUCCUGCUAGGUGGCUGCGCUGUCUGUCAGGCCCGCUCAGACGUGGAGACCCUGGAACAGGAGCAGGAACAGGAAUAUCCUCCUGAGUCAGUGCCACGACGCUGACACACCACAGUCCCCGGCAGGGCUGCCUCUGCUCCGAUAAUAAGCAUCCUAUGCUAUUCUGCUCAAGAUGGCGGUGCAGGCAGCGGAAAAGGACGGAAUAGUGUUAAAGAAUGUGGAAGAUGACCACCUGAACGACUCACUGGGGAACCCCGGCCUCAUCUCACCUGACAAGGAGGAUUUGUCGCGUCUUCUGACGGUGCCGUUCAGCGGGCGCAUCCGGGGCGGCAUGCGGCCAGGGAAGAAGAUCAUUGUGAUGGGCAUUGUCGACCUGGAGCCAGAAAGCUUUGACGUGAGUCUGACCUGCGGCCGUGACUCGGAGAAGGAGGAGCCCCCGUAUGACGUGGCCCUGAAACUCACCGCCCGCUUCACUGACCGCCAGUUUCUGCGCUGCGCCCGUGUCUCUGGGAAAUGGGUAGGGGAGGAGGCGUCCACUGCCUACUUUCCCUUCAUCCCCGAUCAGCCUUUUAGGAUUGAGAUCCACUGCGAGCACCAGAGGUUCCGGAUAUUCGUGGACGGACACCAGCUCUUUGACUUUUACCACAAAGUAAAAUCUUUGCCCUCCAUCGACACAGUACGGAUACAAGGAGACCUACAGAUCACCAAGCUCGGUUAACUUCCUGCUCUGCCGGCGCUGCAAGUCGCGUGCGAAGCAAGGACUCGAUCACAGAUGACCACACAUAUGCGCUUGUUCCGUCAUCAUCCAUAACCCAUCAUGCAGCACUGCGGCAGCGUAGGAACUGGAAAAAGGCUCCGGUGGUGACGAGUUCAAGUUCUUCUGCUACAUCUCAUUCUCUUCUCUCCAUUCCUUUCUGUUUAACUGGGAUCUGGUAUGAUGGUGCAUUCAGGUUGAAUGUGUUUGCUCCAUUUUCAGGUUUUUUUCUCUUCGUAGCCCCACUUAAUGUAUGUCAGAUCAGGGAUCUCACGGCUUAUUAAUAGCACAUUCAUUUUUCAUGUAGGAACCUUUAGGGAUGCGGAGGUGGAGGCAGGUGUGGCGUACCUCCAAGGACGGAAAAAUAACUGAUGUUAUUGAGCCUGGUAACUCAGGAAAAAGGAAUAUCUGGCACUAAUUGCUUAUGGAUAAACCUCACCAGAUUUGGCAACUGAUUUUUAAUUCAGCAUAUAAAAAUCUGUAAUCACUUUGGAUGAACUGGAAAAUGUAGUGACAAAUAUGUUGUUACGUCUUGCAGACACGUGAUUUGCUUCAUAUCGCAUAAAACUGGUUUGGAGGAAAAUGUUUGACGCUUUCAGAUUUGAGUUGACUCAGCCCAGCAGGGUGCGUAUUUAUUGUCGCAGUUAUCGUCGAAAACUUAAUCUUCUGACUGCAACAGAGCGCAGCGUUACACCCCAUUUUCUCUGUGGUGAUGUAUCUCCACCUCCUCCCUUGGGUUUAUCCCAGUUGUCACGGCAACCCGCUGCAGUCUCAUCGACCUAAAUACCCAAAAACAAGGAUUGUAUCAUGACAAGAUGUAUUGGAAAGAGUCCCAUCCUGUGCGCUGCCACCACUGCAGCUCAUUUUCCUGAAGAUAGGAAGUCCUGUGUGGUGGACAGGAAGUGCAGGCUGUUUACUGCGGCCAAAUGCUUCUAAAUGAGUCUGAACGUAUGACUCAGCUCUCUGCUGUCAUGCUGUCACACAACAAAUUUUCUCAUGCGAACCUCAUCGGAAUUGUACACUAAACCAAUAUGCAACUUAUUCUCAUAAAAACAACACUUGCUUCAGUACAUAUUUAGAAUAAAACUGUGCUGUCAAAAGCGCGCAGGCGUUGGCUGAACUAGACUCAACACUAGAAAACCUUCAGUCACAUUCGGAAGCAGAAAAAGAUCCUGAUGCUGUUUUGAAUGUAUGGUGUUCAUGUUUCUAUAGUAGCAUAGACGAUAUAGUGAUGCACAGAGUUAUUACUUCAUGUCACUGAUAUGUUUUGUUUUUUUGUUUGUUUGGUGGUACGGCUGGUGCUGAUAUAGUCCUGCAGUAUGACUCGUGUGUUUUGCCGUUUCCUGAGUCGUUCCACAUGAGAUUAUACAGCGGUCACAUCCUUGUUUAAUGCAGAAGUCUUUUUAGAAGUCUAACAAAUACUGUUGUGUCUUCAGUGCAUCACAUGGUUUUGUCCCUAGCUGUUUCGCUCUACAUGUCACUCUACAGGAAGCUAUGAUAAUUACACAGUAAUAAUAGAGGUUACCUUCAAAGUAAAACCCGCAGUAUUAAGAGUAUUAUGUCUCGAGUUGUUCUGUUUACACCUCAUAUGGUAUCGGUUGAAUGCAUGCAGUAGAACUGGGUAAGAACUUCACAGCUUAGACUUCUGGUUGCCACUUUCCACUGUGUAAGAUGCAAGUUCAUCAGUUAAUUAUUGCUAAUUUAGCUCAUAGAUCAGUUUUAAGCCGUUAAUGACAACAACGUUUGGGUCAGCUCUGCAGUUUUAAGUGUUAAUAAACCGGAUGAAGUCUAAGUGGUUUCCUGACACGAUUUCCAAAUGUUGUUCCCAUUCAUGUUUAUGAUUAUAUAAUCUGUAAAACAUCAGUAAUGUAUAAAUUGACCACCCAUGAGCGGUGACUUAUUAUCAAGUUAGAUGACAGUCAAACCAAGUUGGAGAAGCUUUAAAUGCAGUUGUUGGUCGAUCUUCUCACAAGGAUGCACAGAACUCCCAUUGAGAUUCUGGCAUUUUUACACUCGAUCUUAAGCUGAGGAAAGUCUCCCGUCGCCUUUUGCUGCUGUGAUUUUUGGAGUAAGCCAUGACAUCUGUGUGUUGCACUGACUUCACUGCAGGCCACUCUGUAAUUGAUGCUCACACUAAUGUGGCUUCCUUUAGAUUUCCGAACAAAAAGGAAAACCUCCUUCUUUGUCAUCUUAUUGCUGUCUGUGCACAGUGGGCUGCAGCAGUGUGCAGCACUGACCCAAACACAGAGAGGCUGCCUUCCACACAUGCAUGCACUGAGUAUUUAUUAGCUCCUUUCACGUAGCAAUAAGGCCGCUGCUCUGGAGCAGGACUUGUUUUCUCCUGAUCGGUCAGUUCCUCGUUUUCGCUUGGCGAGUGCCGGGUUAUUUCGGACACAAACAGGAAACGAGUACAGUUUGGUAUGAAAGGGCAGCGAAGUGUAGUUUGAAAGGCUGUGAGCCGUGCAAUGCGUCUUUAGCCCAGUGUUACGACAGAACACGUGUACAAACGGUGUUUAAUUGUGUUGACAGGGUGUGUUUGUGUGUUGGAUGCUGUUUCUGUGCUCUUUCUGUCAGUGACCCUGCACUGCAGUUUCACUGUAAUGACAUGUUAGUAUAUACCAUGUGAAGAAUAUGAUCUGAACUCGGCUGUGUGUGUCACGGAAAGUAGUCGUGUGUUGAAAUGUGCUGCAGGUUCACGAUUUGGCUCCUCAGGUGACGCACGCUGAGCCGAGCUGCUGUUACUGGGAAUUACGGGGGAAGGGAGAUGAACAGUUCAAGAUUUCCUGAAUUAAAGGGCUCAAACUCGGGAGCAUUUUGUGCGUGUGUGUGAGAAAGAGAGAGUGUGUGUGUGUUGCUCAACAUAGCACAGUUUAAUUCUGCAUCAGCAAGCUGCUGGCGGGACUCUUGUGGGUUUUCAGCUGUGUGCGCGGUGUGUUUGAGGUUUUCUGCACAGUCGGAUGUGGUGCAGGCACAUGAUGAGGUGAUGGUACUUAAGCUUACUAAUUUGGUACUGUUGCACUUUAACAAAAUGUGUUGUGUCCACUUCACGGUGCUCACAACUCUAUUAACAGUUUAAAACAGUUUGAGUAUGCGUGCUCAGAAAACCUCGACGUGUGUGUUUCUUCCUCCCCAGUUUGUGAUCUCCUAAUGAUCCCGCAUCUUUCUGAUCCCGAGAGAAGAUCAGUUUUUGAUUGUUCUUCAACCUUUUUAAAAAGCAACUGAAAAACUGAAUGUCAUCCUCUUCCUGAUUGUAAUCUGAUGAUUGAAAAAAAAAAAAAAAAAAUACUGGUGGAAAUACUGUUCAUAUUCACCUCUGCUAUUAAGGCUCCACUUUUUGCGUAAAUAGACCGCCUGUUCUCAAGUUAAAAGUGCAGGGCGUCUGAUGUAAGAGGAACAGAUUACUUGACCCUGGUCUGUAUGGAAACCCUGCUUGUGGUCUUCAGAUGUACAUAUUUAUGAACGUGGUUUCAUGGGCUUCGUCUUGACAUGAAGAGCACCAAGCUGAGUUACAAGCAGAAAGCAUUUUGUUGUGCAUGUAAACUAGUACCUGGCAUCUUGUAUACAUAACAUAGAGGUAUUAAAUUGCCAGUUUUUUUUUUGCUUCAGUCAAGCAUGCUUUCUGUUUUCAUUUUUUGUUUUUCAUCUACUUUAUCAGGUGUGUUUCAAGGGCAGAUUCCCCUCCUUGUAGUUUUAUUUUCCUUUGAUGUGUUUUCCCUUUGUAGCCUCCACUUUACUACUAACCAAAUUAUAAUCUUUAAACACUAGGAUGCACAAAGCAAGAAUCUGGACUAAAGUACCCCCCCCCCCCCCCCCCCCCCACACACACACACACACACACACACACACCCCAACCCCCCCAUGACGUUUAACAAGCAGAACAACACAGCGACUUUCUGAAGUGCUAAAACCUACAUGACUUUUGUAAGAACGUUACAUUUCAUCGUGAUGAAAAUGAGUAGAAGUAGGCUGAUCUGUUGCUAACGUAUCGUGUGGUUGUACGAUCAUCGUUAUCAUUUCUAUUUAUUACAGUGUAACCAGCAGGGUUGUGUGUGGUAACGUCAUACUUACUGUAUUGGUAACGUACUAUUUUAUGCUGUUUAUAUGAAGGUAUCUUGAAAAGGUUUUUUUUUAUACAUAUAUAAUGAUAAACGUGAUCUUUUGGUUCUCAGUUCUCUGACGUGUAUAAAUAUGACAUAUUGUACUUUCCUGUAUGACGUGAGGAAAUGCGUGAGACGAAUGUUGUAUCAAAGAUUCUUUUGUUUUAACUGCAAAACAAGGUCAUCCAUCGUUUUGACAAGUGUGAGGACCACCAGGGUGUUGGCUGUUGGGACUGCUGACUGUCACUGACUGUCAGUGGUGAUGACUUUGAGCCUCUGGAAGUCUUCUGUGUCAUCGCGCAUCACAUUGGCCCCCUCUGUUGGCUGUUUGAGCAUCGUUCUGUGGCGAACAGGAAACAGAAGCGCUUCCAGUUACGACAUGUUGCAAAUGCCCAAAAUAUCCCGAGAUGACCCUGAUUUUGUGUCUCAUUGAGAAUGUGCACUGGACCAGUGUUUAGAUUAAGGCAGUGCAUUCUACCAUUGUGUUAGACCUCUCCAAAUGAUCUCCUCUUUUCUCCGUAUGCUUUUGUAAAAACAGCUACUUUGCAAACCAAUAAACUUCUCAUCUUGGAAAUCUUCUUGUGCUCCGACACUCAACAGAUAGCUUCAUUGCUGUUAAAGAUGUGUAUUAGUUUUUAAUGCAGGAAACACUAAAUAAAUUAAUUUCCCCACUCAUA